Molecule: messenger RNA, 1577 nt
Organism: Xiphophorus maculatus (southern platyfish)
Lineage: Eukaryota; Metazoa; Chordata; Actinopteri; Cyprinodontiformes; Poeciliidae
Exons: 7
Coding region: 109-885 (258 amino acids)
Biological process (GO): cell surface receptor signaling pathway
Molecular function (GO): transmembrane signaling receptor activity
Source: RefSeq, a predicted model, not a curated record
UCUCUGCUGUCCACCACGUCUGCUCACAGCUUCUCUGAUUUUCCUAUUGUCUCUCCUGAUCAACUUCAGUUCUUUGAGUACAUCUCCAGUGUCUCUGUAAGCUGUCCCAUGGACAAACACAUGAAUGCAUGGAGAGUGAUGACAAAACUUUACAAAAUGAGUCCAGCAAACGAGUCGGACGUCUGCAGCCUCCCAGCUCCAUCCUGCACAAUGGAAACCUUUGAAAAACACAGUGGAGAAUACUGGUGUGAAAAUGAUGAGGGGGAACGAAGCCGUGCUCUCAACAUCUCUAUCACAGAUGGUCCAGUGAUCCUCAAAUUUACGGCCCAACCCGUGAAGGAAGGAUCUGAUGUGAUUCUUCAUUGUAUUAACAAGAAGAAAGAGCAACAGACACAAAUUGGUGAUUUCUACAAAGAUGGUCAGUUCUUUCAAACCAACUAUGAAGAAGUCCUGACACUCCAGAAUGUCUCCAAGUCUGAUGAAGGAUUCUACAAAUGUAACAUUUCUGGAGUUGGAGCCUCUGCAGAAAGCUGGCUGUCUGUCGUCAAACCAGGAAAUGAAUCUGAUGUGAAGACUGAGCCUGUGCAGCAUCAGACCCCUGUAAUCACCAUUCUGUUGUGCACCCUGGGUUCUUUAUUCUUCUUGGUGAUUGGACUGAUUUUCUUCAAGAAGCACAAAGCCUUGAAACAUGAGACCGUCACAGAUCCAACCAGAGCUACUUAUGCUGUUGUCAACAAACCAAGGAGGAGAAACGGUGGAGAAACCAGAACAGACGACCAAGUCACGUAUGCGUCCAUUGAUAUCAGACCGACAGGGCAGGAAGUUUGUACAGAUCCCUUCAGACAAUAUUCAGAGGAACCAAUCUAUUCUCUUGUCAAUAAAUAAUCUGCAUGCCUUUUUCAAAUAAUACUUCAAGAAAACACCAGAAAUGAGGAAAUUCACUAAGUUACACUCAUCUUGUCUCCUAAGCUUAGAAAAUAAUGAAGAACAUAAUGACUGACAAUAAUGAAGACAGACAUUUAUAAAUGUUGAUUGUUUCAAAAUACAACCUCAUGCAGUAUUCAGUGGAACGUCCAAUGUUUGUAUUUGUGUAAUUUGAAGUUAUUUUUAUGAUCUGCUGAACAAUUUUUUUUUCAAUCUCAUUCAAGAGCAUUUAAAAAAGAAAGAAAAUCAGUUUAUAGUUGAUUUUCAUAUAUAUCAAUUCAAAGAAAAGUUUAAUUAUACCAAGUAUAUGACUCUUAAGGUUUCAGCAGGUAUUGGUGUAUUUUUUUCUUCUUCUAUGGUGUCAUUGAAAAGUGGUUCCACUAAAUUGAAGGGAAACUCUUUUGUUUCCACGAAUGCGAGGCAAGAUUUUGAGAAGUGGGAUUCUUUGCUCUUAUAUUGACCUGCACAGAAUCGUUCACCAGAUGAAAAUCUGUUUCAGUUCUUUUUAAAAAAGUUCUCCACUAUUAGAUUUUUGUUCCACUUCCUGUGAUGAUGGAGAUCUUCCAUUAUUGUGGUUUUAAGAGAUGACCCCACUGUCAUGAGAUCAGUCCCCCGGAUAUUACAAUUGAUUAUUAAAAUAUUAUCAAAAGCAA